This is a messenger RNA of Dermacentor andersoni, 942 nucleotides long. The record is from RefSeq and is a predicted model, not a curated record. Lineage: Eukaryota; Metazoa; Arthropoda; Arachnida; Ixodida; Ixodidae.
UACAGGAUGAAGAGGAAUGUGUUGGCGGUAUGCUAAGGAAAAAUGUCUCCUUCUCUCAGAUUCGGCUUUCCGACACUCCAGGAGGACGUGGAGCACGGUCAGCCUGUCCCCGCAUCUGCCACAGGUUGGAGGGUCAUUUCCGGGUAGGCCUUGCCUCGAAAAGCAGGGCCUUGGAGGCCACCAACCCAGAGGUCGAUGGGCCCUCCUUCGGGGACGGCGCAGCAGCGCUGGCUGCUGACGCCAGGGGGGCUGGUGGCACGGCCGCAACCACGCUCGUUGUGGUCUGGGCCGGAGCCGGAGUCUGCUGCGACGCUGCCCCCUUGCGCGCCGCACCAGCAUACCCUGAGGUUCGAGAGUAUGCUGCGUGUCCACCGUCACAGUUGGGACAGUGGGGUGUGCCAUUACAGUUGUUGGAUUCGUGUUCGUGGUCGCCACACUUUGCACAGGUUAGUCGGCCACGGCAGCUUUGCGAACCAUGGCCAUACCUCUGACACUUGAAGCAUCUACGGGGGUUUGGGAUGUAAGGCCUGACUCGAAGUUUGAUAUAUCCUGUUUCUAAGGUUUCUGGCAAAACGCUGGACGCAAAGGUGAGGAUGAGAUGUUUAGUUGGGAUAUCUUGGUUGUCUCGCUUGAUCUUUAUUCUUUGCACCUGAAUCACAUUGUGUUCUUUCCAGCCCUCCAGGAGCUCUUCCUCGCUUAGGCUCAAUAGAUCUUCAUCAGAUAUGACUCCUUUAGAUGUGUUCAGUGAUCGGUGGGCGGUAACAGUGAUUUUCACAUCACGGAACGCUAAGAGACCGGAGAGUUUUCCAUGCUGUACAGUGUCGCGGACCUCAAGAAGAAGGUCGCCACUGCUCAGUUUCGUCACUUUGUAGCCAGCACCUAGUGUUUCGGUAAGGCAUUUAGCUACGAUGAAAGGUGAGAUAGUUCUGACUGUCUUUUCAG